Messenger RNA from Mobula hypostoma (lesser devil ray), 2520 nucleotides. RefSeq names its product protein FAM98A-like. The coding region runs from base 38 to 1063 and encodes 341 amino acids. The record is from RefSeq and is a predicted model, not a curated record. Lineage: Eukaryota; Metazoa; Chordata; Chondrichthyes; Myliobatiformes; Myliobatidae. Gene Ontology annotation, cellular component: tRNA-splicing ligase complex. The transcript has 8 exons.
GGCAACAGGAAGUGGGCAACAGUGGAGGGGCAGCGGGAUGGAGGAAGCGCAAGUGCUGGGCGUGUUGACGGCCCUGGGGUACUCCGGGGAGCUCACCAAGGAGGGUGCCUUGUCCCAGGAGGCGGAGCAGGGCCCCCUCAGCCCGUGCUUCACGGCCGCCUGCUCCUGGCUGGUGUGCGAGCUGAAAGCCGUCAGCCCGCUGGAGGAGUGCCUCACCCCAACAACAGGCCCUGAGAACGCGGAGGCUUUCCUGCUGGAGGUCAGCGGGCUGCUGAGCGAGCUGCACUGCCCUUACCCGUCCCUCACCACGGGUAACGCCACCUCCAGGCUGAAGGACAAGGAGAGCUCCCUCCGGCUGCUGCUGUUUCUGGGCUCGGAACUGCAGGCGGCAAGGCUGCUUCGCUCCAAGCAGUCCCCGCAGGAACGGCAGCAGGCGCCGAAGGAGGCCGGCAGCGGUGACGAAGUCUCCAGAGAGCUGCGGGCUCUCUGUCAAGCGCUGGGCAUGGCUGGACCCGCGGCAGACGCUUCUAUGGCAGCGCUCUUCGGGGACCUGGAACUGAAAAUCCGAGACAUCAGUUCCAGUCUGCCAGAGGACGCGGUGGGGAACCCCUUGCUGACCAGGAGCCUGGAGUCUGGCCAAUGGGAGCGCCUGGAGGAGAUCCAUCAAGCCAUGUGCAUGGAGUAUGGGUGGCGCCGGCAGAUGCUGAUCACUCGCCUGGACGUGACGGUGCAGUCGUUCCACUGGUCGGAGCGCGCGCAGCAACAUGGAGCGGCAAUGGUUCGUCUGUACGAGCCUCUGAGGGACGGCCUGUGCUCCCGGCCUAGUGUGACACUCGCCCUCCUACUAUCUGCGCGGGAGGACCUCUCCGUAAUCACCAAGACCACCAGCCAGAGCAGUCGGGAGAAAACAGCCUGCGCUGUCAACAAGAUCCUGAUGGGCCCCGUGCCGGAUCGCGGGGGGAGGCCUGGUGAGAUCGAGCCGCCGAUGGUCAGGUGGGAGAGCAGGAGGAGUGGGAGCGGAGGGAGAAAGGAGAAGCGGAGGGGUAAAGGGCGGCAGCACUAAGGCAGCUCCCCCGGAGAGCCCCGUGACCUCGCGGGCUCCUUGCGGGAAGUUCUACAGCACUCCCGGCGACCGGGGUUUCCCGUCUCCGCGUCGGCGCGAGGUCCGCAGAGCAGGCUGGCUAGAUUGACGUCUUCGUACGGGGCAAAGGUGUCGAUCGGUGCCCGUGGACUCCUCUGUCUCGCAAAAUUUCAGCACGUCCAGUAAAGGGAGAACGCCACUGGCUUGCUGGAAAAGCACCGAGGCACAGGUGAAGUGUGGCUCGAACGUCAGCUGCUCCCACCACUGGCUCGUCGGAAGUGCGCUUGCGAGCAGUGAGGAAAAGGGGCACGACUCUGCGUACUGUGCAUGGCCUAAGUUGUAGAGCUGCUUGAAUGAUAGCGGAACAGCCUUCCUUUGUGUUUGUGUGUUGGGGGGGAAAGAUGUUUGGUGGGGAGAGAGUGUUAUGUUUAUAUACAGAGGGAGAACCUCUGGGUGGUGAUGUGAGCCAUUUCUGGCACUAAUCCUGGUUGCUGUUGCCCACUGGUUAUGCUCUAGAUGUAGUUUUGUGAAGGUCCCUCCCUCAACCAGAGCUUAGUUGAGGAGAGAAUGGUUCGCAAAGUUUCCGUUUUGUAAAAGAAAAAAAGAUUUUUUUUUGGGUGGGGGUUGGUAUUUGCUGGGAAUCAAUGUUGUGAUGACAAAGAUUUUAUUUUUAAUUAGAAAUAAAACCAAAUGUUCCCCAGUUCUCAGUAGUUUUCUUUUGGAAGGCGAGAUACCACACUUCUGAUUUACAGAAUCUGAGGGGUAUAGAUGGGGUAACUGCAAGCAGGUUUUUCCCUCUGAGGUUGGGUGAGACAAGGUCAUGGGUUAAGGGUGAAAGGUGAAAUGUUUAAGGGAACAUCAGGCGCUAUUCCAGUAGCCCAAUCGCAUUGGGAGUGAGACAGGAGGCAUCCCACAGUUCCGCGAGUGGGACUUUUAAAAGGAGUACUCGCUCGCAGGCUUUGUGUUUUCUGGUGACCCAAUCAAAUAGUGAUUGAUUAGCAAGGGCAAAUAAAAACAAGGUCGAGACCAGCAGAGCGGCCAUUGUUGGAGUGGGCCAGUGUUAAGAAUGAGGAGGAUUUAGCUCAUCGGGGUUCGGUGAGAACAGGCUUGCGUGAGGUACGUAUCUAGUAAGUUUUUGUCAUCUUCGUUCUUCAGUGGAUGGGGCAGUGAGGGCGGCUCCAGGGGCUGUCCUGUGCUCUUUGUGGGAGAUGUGGGGAACCUGGGAGACCAAGAGCCUCCCGGAAAACCACGCACAAAGUGCACCAAGCUGCAGCUCCUCCGAGAACGCGUUAAGGAACUGGAGGUGCAGCUCGAUGACUCUCAGCUCAUGCGGGGAAACCGAGGAGAAGAUGGGAGCUAGAGGCAGGUGGCCACCCCUGAAUUGCAUGAGGGCAGGUACCUGAGUGACUGUCAGGAGAGAGAACGGAAAUGGGCAGUUA